AUGUAUAGAGUCAUAUUUUAUGUUGCUACCUUUGUUCUUAUAUUAAACUUCGUUUUAAGGAUCCCUCAAAUAUGCUCAUGCAUCCCCAUAACAAAUGACUACGUUUCUGAAUUAUUCGAUAUGGAUCUUUUCGAUAAUAAAGAAAGAACUAAAAUAAAAAAUGAAAUAUAUGAUAUGAUUAACGAAACGCAUAAGACAUAUGCUUGUUGUAAAACAUGCAUAAAAAUAAUACAACUCUUAUAUCAAAUAAUAAAACAAGAAAAAAAAAAAGAAAAAUAUAUCGAUAUUAUAAUAGAAGAUAUAUUAGAAAUUAAUUUAUGUAACCCAUAUUUAUGGAAUAAACAUUUCUAUUAUAAUAUAGCAUUAUAUACAGAAUACUUUUUAGAUAAUUGUAAAUAUACAUUAAAUAUAAUUAAAGAUAAUAUAGAAAAAUAUAUUUAUAAAUCAUAUAAUAACCAAAAUGAUUUAUACAUAUAUAUAUGUCUUCCUAUAAAUCCAAUAUGUAAAACAGCUAUUAUGGAACAACAAAAAGAUUUAAAUCACAAUAUAAAUAUUCAAACGGUUUUUUUUAUGUACUCUCAGUAUUUGGUAUCAAGUGAAAAUUUUAUAAUUACUACAAAAGGAUUGCCUUACAAAAUAAUCGAAAAUAAAAUAAGCAAAGAAAUAAAAAUAAAACAAAAUAGUUAUGUCAUUAUACAAUCACAAAUAAAGGUUAUACAUUCAAAGGUACUACAGGAUGAUUUUUCAUAUGGAAAAUAUAGACUUAUAAAAAUAAGCAAGUUGGAAGAAAAAAUCCAAGAAUUAUUUUUAAAAAUGAGGGAAGGAUAUUUAUUCGUCUUCUUUUUUUAUACAAAAUAUCAUCACGAAGGAGUUAUUUUACCCAGCAAUUCCAUUCUAGACGUUAAAAUUAAAAUUCAUCAAGUAAAAGAUCACAUAAAAGAUAUCCAUAUAGAAAAAAGAAAAAAAGAAUUAAUUAAUGAUAUAGAUGGAUUUUUAUUGUACUCUUAA
Plasmodium falciparum 3D7 is the source of this 1008-nucleotide messenger RNA. RefSeq lists its product as uncharacterized. The record is from RefSeq and is a predicted model, not a curated record. The transcript is spliced from 4 exons. Bases 1 to 1008 code for a protein of 335 amino acids. NCBI's taxonomy places the organism in Eukaryota, Apicomplexa, Aconoidasida, Haemosporida, Plasmodiidae.